Messenger RNA from Gigantopelta aegis, 1128 nucleotides. Its product is annotated as sushi, von Willebrand factor type A, EGF and pentraxin domain-containing protein 1-like. NCBI's taxonomy places the organism in Eukaryota, Metazoa, Mollusca, Gastropoda, Neomphalida, Peltospiridae. The record is from RefSeq and is a predicted model, not a curated record. The transcript has 5 exons. The coding region runs from base 283 to 774 and encodes 163 amino acids.
GCUGCGGCUGGUGACUGCUGGUUUAUCUUUGUCAAACAAUGUCGUUGUUCCAAGUCGUGCAACUCCACUCCUGUCUGUAACCCCGCAAACCUCGACAACGACUGCCUGUGUUUUGCUUCAGCCCAGUCCUGCCCUUCCGUCGGUUCCUUGUGUCCCACGACCUGCGACCGCAGAGCAAACCUUGUUUGUCAGACGUUGCCCACAGUCCUCCAUGCUACGCCGUUUCCAAUCUCGCCAGCUUACGGCGACAAGGUUACGUUUUCGUGUGAUGAGGGUUACAAGAUGGUCGGCGGUAACGCUGGUCUCAGAGUCUGCAUUGAGGGCGGCGCCUGGUUUGUACAUCUCGUCAAUGGAACGCCUCCGGUCUGUGAGCCGGUGAGCUGUGGAGCAUCACCAGUUUUGCAGAAUUACGUUCCGUCACAGUCUGUGGGUUACUACGGCGACCAAGUCACUUACUCCUGUCCCGACAAGACCGUGCGAAUUGGCGGUGGAGGCUCAAAACAUCUGUGCAACACAUCUGGGCUAUGGGAGGCAGAUACCUUGGACACCUCACCGCUUUGCAAAGAAACAGAAAUGCUUUUUCGAAAUUCUGGGUCAGAAAUGUCGGGUGUUGCUCCACUCAACACAUCCAGCGGCCGAAGCAGCGUGGAUUGUGCGCGGCAAUGCGCACUGAUGGACAGUUGUCAUGGAUACACGUUUACGCGAGAUUCAAUGAUGUGCAGUUUCAACACCGCAGAAGCAAUUCCUGUUACGACGAAAAUGAAAGCAAUUUAAUGAAUUUUGAGCAUAUGAACAUGAUAAAUUUCAUACAAGUUUAUUUUGACACGUAACGUAACAAUAUGCAUUUUUUUGUGAUUUCAGAAAUUAACGAUAUUUAACGGCGAUAGGUGUGUAAGUGGAGUAUACUGGGGAAGACGACCUCACCAUUUAAGAGGAGCUAUCACUCGGCUCUCCUUCACUUCCCUGAGACUAGUUCAAGGAGACAGUUGCGUUGUAAAUAUCCCCCACUCCCAAAUUACGACGGGUGCGCUCAGAUUAACAACUAAUCGGUCGUAGGAAGGAACGACGCACUCAACACAUUUUAUUUACGGUUAGAUGGCGUCGGACCACACAGAUAUUGGGGGAGGA